AUGUCCCUGGAAACUUUCUUGAUGCCCCUCAGCUCCGUGCUGUCAUCGAUGCUACACCGGAUCCGGAAACUAUCUCGUCGCGCCGUUGAGGCCAUGGAAGGCUAUACUGCUCUUCUUAAUGAUGACCCUGAGUUUCAAAAUACCUUGCUUUCUCGUAUGACGCGUUCCGGUAACUGUCGGCACGAUAUAGUUCUGAACCUUCCUCCCGGUACAGAUGUCUUUUGGUCUCCGGAUAUGAAUUGCUACGUAACGGAGAUCACUGCACACGAAAUCCUUUGCAUGUCCUGUACAGUGCAUAUGACCACGCUGAACACGAUGGACGUCCAACGCUACCUACAACAGUCUGCACGUGCUGAACGUCUUACAUCACUGCACUUUGAAGUCAAACCAGCGGUAUGGCAGCGGCGCGAUGGCGCUGGCAGGAAUCCGAAGUCAGGUAAUAAGCAGCUUGACUACGAUACAUUCGACACCUUCAAGCUGGCGACGGACAUCUGGGACCAGGUUGCCCACCCCCAACAAGUUGUCAGACGCCUGGGUCUAUAUCAUUCUCAGGGCCAGAUCAGCAAAAGAUUCGUGGGGCACUCUAUGGACUUCAUUAAGCUGGGAUCCAUCAGAUAUACCAACCAAGAUCCCUGUUAG
Molecule: messenger RNA, 639 nt
Organism: Rasamsonia emersonii CBS 393.64
Lineage: Eukaryota; Fungi; Ascomycota; Eurotiomycetes; Eurotiales; Trichocomaceae
Exons: 4
Coding region: 1-639 (212 amino acids)
Source: RefSeq, a predicted model, not a curated record